Molecule: messenger RNA, 3949 nt
Organism: Tupaia belangeri chinensis (Chinese tree shrew)
Lineage: Eukaryota; Metazoa; Chordata; Mammalia; Scandentia; Tupaiidae
Gene: CAMKK2
Product: calcium/calmodulin dependent protein kinase kinase 2
Exons: 16
Coding region: 62-1735 (557 amino acids)
Biological process (GO): protein phosphorylation; CAMKK-AMPK signaling cascade
Molecular function (GO): protein serine/threonine kinase activity; ATP binding
Source: RefSeq, a predicted model, not a curated record
GCGCUGCUGCCCGAUGGGAGUGCCCUGGCGUGUUGGAUGAAGUCGGUGCUUGUACCACACCAUGUCAUCAUGUGUCUCUAGCCCGCCCAGUAGCGACCGGACCACCCCCCAGGAUGAGCUGGGGGGCAGGAGUGGCAGCAGCGAAGGCCAGAAGCCCUGUGAGGCCCUGCAGGGCCUCUCAUCGUUGAGCAUCCACUUGGGCAUGGAGUCCUUCAUUGUGGUCACCGAGUGUGAGCCGGGCUGUGCUGUGGACCUUGACCUGGCCCGGGACCAGCCCCUGGAGGCCGAUGGCCCAGAGGUCCCCCUCAACCCCUCUGCAUCCCAGGCCCGGCCCCACCUCUCUGGUCGCAAGCUCUCCCUGCAGGAGCGGUCUCAGGGUGGGCUGGCGGCCAGCGGCAGCUCGGACGUGAACGGCCGCUGCAUCUACCCGUCCCUGCCCUACUCACCUGUCAGCUCCCCGCAGUCGUCACCACGGCUGCCCCGGCGGCCCACAGUGGAGUCGCACCACGUCUGCAUCACGGGGAUGCAGGACUGCGUGCAGCUGAAUCAGUACACACUGAAGGAUGAGAUCGGAAAGGGCUCCUAUGGUGUGGUCAAGCUGGCCUACAACGAGAAUGACAAUACGUACUAUGCAAUGAAGGUGCUGUCCAAAAAGAAGCUGAUCCGACAGGCUGGUUUUCCACGUCGCCCCCCACCCCGAGGCACCCGGCCAGCUCCGGGGGGCUGCAUCCAGCCCAGGGGCCCCAUCGAGCAGGUGUACCAGGAAAUCGCCAUCCUCAAGAAACUGGACCACCCCAACGUGGUGAAGCUGGUAGAGGUCCUGGAUGACCCCAACGAGGACCACCUGUACAUGGUGUUCGAACUGGUCAACCAAGGGCCGGUGAUGGAAGUGCCCACCCUCAAACCGCUCUCUGAAGACCAGGCCCGUUUCUACUUCCAGGAUCUGAUCAAAGGCAUCGAGUACCUACACUACCAGAAGAUAAUCCACCGGGACAUCAAACCUUCCAACCUCCUGGUCGGAGAAGAUGGGCACAUUAAGAUCGCUGACUUUGGUGUGAGCAAUGAGUUCAAGGGCAGCGACGCCCUCCUGUCCAACACCGUGGGCACCCCCGCCUUCAUGGCCCCUGAGUCGCUCUCAGAGACCCGCAAGAUCUUCUCUGGAAAGGCCUUGGAUGUCUGGGCCAUGGGCGUGACACUGUACUGCUUCGUCUUUGGCCAGUGCCCGUUCAUGGACGAGCGGAUCAUGUGUCUACACAGUAAGAUCAAGAGUCAGGCCCUGGAAUUUCCAGACCAGCCCGACAUAGCAGAGGACUUGAAGGACCUGAUCACCCGAAUGUUGGACAAGAACCCCGAGUCGAGGAUUGUGGUGCCAGAAAUCAAGCUGCACCCCUGGGUCACGAGGCAUGGGGCCGAGCCAUUGCCGUCGGAGGACGAGAACUGCACGCUGGUCGAGGUGACCGAAGAGGAGGUCGAGAAUUCGGUCAAACACAUUCCCAGCCUGGCGACCGUGAUCCUGGUGAAGACCAUGAUCCGUAAACGGUCCUUCGGAAACCCGUUUGAGGGCAGCCGGCGGGAGGAGCGCUCAUUGUCAGCCCCUGGAAACCUGCUCACCAAAAAAACCACCAGGGAUUGUGAGCCCCUUUCCGAGCCCAAGGUAACAGAAAAAAAAAAAAAAAAAGGACUGGACUCCAUGGCGUUGACCUGGGCCGCUGGCUGGCUGAACGGACAGGUGUGAGGGGUUGCAAAGCCAAACUCACGUGCUUUUUGGGACAGUUGCUUUUUAAAACAUUUUUAUGCCAAAAAUCCGUUAUUGUGAAUUCAGAACCAUGUCAGAUAUACCACGUAGAUAAGUGUGGGGUUUGAAAAUCAUGGAACAGUGAGCACAACCCUCUGACGGGCUGAGGCCAUGGAGUUCGCUGCUGCAGUUGAGAGGCAGUGGAAGGUUGGAUGUGGCUUCUUGUACAAACCUCAAACUGUGGCAUGUUCCAGAACCAUGGACUCAAGGAGUCAGGGCAGGGCUAGCCCUGGGUAGCUGCAGGGAGCUUCAAUGCAACCUACUUAUAAGAAGGACUUUUUAAUUUUUUUUUUUAAUGGGUAGAAUUGUAGUUAGAAAAACAGAAAGGGCUUGUGGUUUAAAUGCUUCUCUGAGGGAAUUUUCCAGCCCUCAGAGGGUAUUGGCAGCUGUGGUGGGAAAAGUUUCGCCUGGGAGACUGAAUGUGUUCCAUUCUCACAGCUGCUCACAGUGGGUUUCUGAGGUGGCUGACUGAGCGCGAGGACAUCUCUGUUAAAUUAUGAAAACUCCAGGGUGAAAUCCUACACUUCCAUGUACAUUACAUGGCUUAUGAUGAAACAGAAAAUACUUUGAAUUCUCUAACCAGACUGAGCUCUAGAGAAGUUCAGAUAUUAUGUAGAGCUUCCAGGAUAUACUUCACAGCUUCAAGCAUGUGAUUGGGCAUAAGGCUAAUGCCCUGUAUGUUAGCAGCAUAGCUCGUUUAUAACCUGUGUAUUCUAGAGACUGCUAAGGUUUUGUUUUCUUCUUAAAUACUAGCCGAUGGUUGUAGUCAAUGAAAUGCCCAGUUUCUGGCAGGUCAGUUGGGAAAUACUUUGCCUUGUCUGAGAUACAGACGGUCACUGGUAACUGUCGAAGCUUUGUCAGGGUCUAUGUAAUAAUGUCGACGCACCUUUCUAGAAAAGAUGGCUGAAGUCCGAAGCACUCCUUGGACUACAGGAAAGCCAGGGUUUGGUACAGAAAUUCCCUUCGGUAGCCAAAAGUCCAGAAAGAAAAGAUUUGUUUUUGACGUCUAACAAAUAUUGGAAUGUUGGAUUGAGGUUCCAAUGCAACUUCUUCCAGAGACACAAGGGGUGAGAGCCGAGUGCAAAGGGGAGGGAAACUGGAAGGAUGUUUCCUGGGAGAGUCUGAGCUCUGCUUUCCAGGACUUUGCAAACUCUGGUCUGGGGAAGUAACAGCGUCACUCACUGUGCUGAGACUGCUUUCCAGUAACUUCCGUCUGGUGUGUCCUGGUGCAAGGCCUCGUGCCUUCCUGGUCAGCCCACUCACAGAGCUCUGGGUGUUCUUGGCUUCCAGGUGUUCUUAAAACUCUGCACCGGAGUCUGGCCAGACCUUUCUUGUUACCAGAUAAGCAGUUCAGAACUUGGGAGUGCUGGCUUUGAAGAGCAGAGGAUACGCGAUCUCGGGAGGGCUGUCUCGGCUGCCUGCUUUCUCUGUAACCUAGCACUUCCUCUGGCUCUCCUUUAAAUGGUCUGGAAAGGACUCACUCAUACCGCCGCUUCUCGUAGCAGAUGGUUUGAUGUGAUCGCAAUAAGAAUAAGCACCUUGCAGGAGUUAAAGCCAACAGGUCCUAACUGAGUCCCAGCCUGGCUGUGUGGACUCUGGCCUGGCCGGCAGCUCGCCCUCCUGGCGGGCAGCAUGCAGAGCUUCUGCAGAAUCCCCCUGUGUUUACACAACCGCAUCGGGCAAUGCCAUUCCCCCCACCACGACCUUCCCACCUACAGUUUCCCGUGUGGAGUGCCAGUGACCAGGAGACACCUACUGUCGGGACGGAUGGGUUGGAGGCGGCCCACACUGAUAACUUUUUUUUUUUUUAACACCAAAGAGAGCUGUGGGAAGGAACCACCCCCCAGUAGGAAGUAAAAGCGUAGAUGGCUGUGUACAUAAAGCAUUAGUGACCAUUCUCUUGGAGCACAAACACGGACUUUUCAAAAGCCAGGAAAGGGGAGAACCUGUUAAGUGCAGCUUUUCCAGGCGGGCAAGACGGAUGCCCCAAAUUUCCUCCAUAGCUGGCUCGUCUGUGGGACCAAUUUGGUGUAAGUAGCCGGAGGCCUGCACCAUUAGCCUUGAAGGAAGCACAAACACUCUCUCUGCCCACCUUCUGUGUCCUCUGCCCUUCCCCACCUUCCCCAUCCACCCCAUUGGCUGCCAGUGGCUCCU